Messenger RNA from Lineus longissimus, 1266 nucleotides. RefSeq names its product mitochondrial amidoxime reducing component 2-like. The coding region runs from base 169 to 969 and encodes 266 amino acids. Lineage: Eukaryota; Metazoa; Nemertea; Pilidiophora; Heteronemertea; Lineidae. Gene Ontology annotation, molecular function: molybdenum ion binding; pyridoxal phosphate binding; catalytic activity. The record is from RefSeq and is a predicted model, not a curated record. The transcript has 8 exons.
UAGCGGCCAGCUAGGAAAUAACCGCUGACGGUUCCACGGUUUGGACGACAUAAAGACUGAAAGAGGCGUCCUAGACCCCUGGAAUUUGUCGGGACUGUCAAAGAGUUGUAUCUCCACCCGGUGAAGUCAUGUCGAGGCUCGGCUCUCCAGGAAGCCGAGUGUACGUGGAUGGGACUCCGGGCAAAUGGAGUCUAUGACAGACACUUUUUGCUCUGCGAUCCUUCAGAUCGUUACCAGAAAGUUAACCUUAAAACACAAUUCAAGAUGGGGCUGGUCAAGAACGACAUCCAUGGUGACGAAAUCCAACUAUCAUUCCCAGGAAUGGAGAACCUUAUAUUACCGAAGGAAUUAGACGCUGACUCGACCAAAAAUAUCAUUUGCAGGAACUGGGAGGAAUAUUUCGACGCGGUGGAUUGCGGCGACGCGGCGGCCGAGUGGAUAAACAAAGCACUGGAGACCAAGAGACCACUGCGACUGGUUAAUGUCGGUCAUACCUUAAAAGAACGCUUCCCCGGAUCUUCAAGCGAGCAUGGGGAAGUCAUUGCUGGCAGUAACCAAAAGUUUGCUCCCCAGUUCACCAUCCCAGACCAAAGCACGUUCAAUCUGCUGUCGCAAGCAUCAUUGGACGAAUUGAACAAACGUCUGGAUAAGAAUGUCACCAUUCGCCAUUUUCGGCCGAAUGUUGUGGUGGAAGGAUGUCCGCCGAACGAUGAAGAUUCCUGGGAAGAAAUCUUCAUCAAUAAGGCCUCUCUCUUCCAAUUUGCACUCGCAGAGAGGUGCUUUAUUACUACAAUUGACCCAGACAACCCCGAGAUGGGCCAUUACAAGAAGGAGCCCCUUGCUACUCUCAGGACUUACCGCAAGAGGCCGGGUUAUAGUCGUGGCCCUGUAUUCGGAGUGAGGUUGGGACUCCGUCAUGAAGGAAGUAUCCGAGUUGGAGAUAAAGUCUACGCCAGGAAGAAAGUCUAACAUGACUGGAGCAAGAGUCAAUUUGUUGCUGUCUGAAUCGAAUAUUAUUGUAGAGAAAUUAAAACAGUUGGCCACUUUAGAUUUGGUGUUCAGAAGCCAUAUGAUACUUCGAGACGACUUGCAACAACCAUGGACUUUUUCCUAGCAGACCUUUCAAUAUCUGAAGAAAUGGAAAGUCUUGAUAUGCUGCACUGUGAGCUGUUCGAAAGCAUCACAUCACCUGAAAUGGAGUUCAGUGACGAAUUUAACUUGAAUCAAAGAAAUAUGAAAAAUGGAAUAUUCAUACAUAUUUGUGUU